Erinaceus europaeus (western European hedgehog) is the source of this 2176-nucleotide messenger RNA. It is a transcript of the gene RNF41, whose product is annotated as ring finger protein 41. Bases 240 to 1193 code for a protein of 317 amino acids. Gene Ontology annotation, biological process: positive regulation of JNK cascade; regulation of canonical NF-kappaB signal transduction; protein K63-linked ubiquitination. NCBI's taxonomy places the organism in Eukaryota, Metazoa, Chordata, Mammalia, Eulipotyphla, Erinaceidae. The transcript has 6 exons. Gene Ontology annotation, cellular component: plasma membrane signaling receptor complex. The record is from RefSeq and is a predicted model, not a curated record. Gene Ontology annotation, molecular function: ubiquitin protein ligase activity.
CUCACAUUUUUCUUCCUUGUUCCUAUUAAUAGAGUACUCCUGAUUGUGACAUCACAUUCAUCCCCUUGGCGGUGGAGCUUGUCACUAGGAAGGAAGACUGAGUUGGAUGUUAGCCAACAAGAUGGGUUACUGGGGGCGUCUCCUGAGUGGCGCUGAGUGGAGGCAUCAGGGGGUUGGAGCCUUGUGAACAGGGAACCUGCCCCCACCACUUGGAAGGAUCUGGGUUUCAGUGAUGAGACAUGGGGUAUGAUGUAACCCGUUUCCAGGGGGAUGUUGAUGAAGACCUUAUCUGUCCUAUUUGCAGUGGAGUUUUGGAGGAGCCAGUCCAGGCCCCUCAUUGUGAGCAUGCUUUCUGCAAUGCCUGCAUCACCCAGUGGUUCUCUCAGCAGCAGACAUGUCCAGUGGACCGUAGCGUUGUGACGGUUGCCCACCUGCGCCCAGUACCUCGGAUCAUGCGGAACAUGUUGUCAAAGCUGCAGAUUGCCUGCGACAACGCUGUGUUUGGCUGCAGUGCUGUUGUUCGGCUUGACAACCUCAUGUCUCACCUCAGCGACUGUGAGCACAACCCAAAACGGCCUGUGACCUGUGAACAGGGCUGCGGCCUGGAGAUGCCCAAAGAUGAACUGCCAACCCACAACUGCAUUAAACACCUGCGCUCAGUGGUCCAGCAGCAGCAGACGCGGAUUGCAGAGCUGGAGAAGACCUCAGCUGAACACAAGCACCAACUGGCGGAGCAGAAGCGAGAUAUCCAGCUGCUAAAGGCUUACAUGCGUGCAAUCCGCAGUGUCAACCCCAACCUUCAGAACCUGGAGGAGACAAUUGAAUACAACGAGAUCCUAGAGUGGGUGAACUCCCUACAGCCAGCAAGAGUGACCCGUUGGGGAGGAAUGAUCUCAACCCCAGAUGCCGUGCUCCAGGCUGUAAUCAAGCGCUCCUUGGUGGAGAGUGGCUGUCCUGCCUCAAUUGUCAACGAGCUGAUCGAAAAUGCCCAUGAGCGGAGCUGGCCCCAGGGGUUGGCCACACUAGAGACAAGACAGAUGAACCGGCGCUACUAUGAGAACUACGUGGCCAAACGCAUCCCUGGCAAGCAGGCUGUGGUUGUGAUGGCCUGUGAGAACCAGCACAUGGGUGAUGACAUGGUGCAGGAACCGGGGCUUGUCAUGAUCUUUGCACAUGGCGUGGAAGAGAUAUAAGAAAUCUCAGUGGGCUAUCAGGAAGAGGUGGAAAUCAGAAAAUCCUAUCACUCCAGCAGCUGGGCCAGGUCCUCCCCAUUAUCCUUAAUAUUGUGGCUUACACUGAGGCUACAUAGCGCCCUAUUCUUCUGGCAUUGAAGGGCCCUGGGCCUUUCAGGUGGGAAUCCUAGAUUCCUUCCCUUUUUGCCGAAUUUCUUCCUGGGAUGUCUAAAUUUGCAACCUGGUUGGGAGAGACCCACCCCACACUGUUCCGUGUUUCCCUGCCCAGUCCCUGUUUUCAGAAAGCACAAACAUACUCAUUUUCUAUGGAGGAUUAGGGUUGAAUGAGGAAUCUCUGUUUCCUCCUCCAAAACCAGGGAGUCAGAUCAGGCAGCUCUGUUGUCUCUUAAGGGCAGCUGACAUCCUAAAGAAAUUGUGAGGGUGGAGCCAAAAUGCUAGAAAUAAAUAGGGAAGCCAGUAAUUGGCCCUCACUGAAGACCCUUAGGGGGAGACUGGACUUCUGUGCCAAGCAAUACCCUAUGUAGCUCACCUCACAGAUGCAGGUUCCCAUUGGACCUGCAGGUAUGCAGGUUGGGAUGCUGAAAUUCUAGAUGAGCUCUUUUCUACCCUUUACUCACAAUUCGGGAAUGAUGGUGAAGGCAGCGGGCUAGUCUUGUCGGGAUUGACAUGCUCUGCAAGAAGUAGAGCUGGCUUUGGCUAAAAUUGGGUAGGCACUGCCUCUCAUAGCAUGGGCCAGAAUAAUUCCAUAGACCCCUCCCCUCCCAGCCCUGAGAUUGUAGCUGGUUAUUUUUGAUCAUUGCCUUUGGUCAUUGUUGUUUGUUAUAUCCUUCCUUCCCUCCCACAUGAUUUUGUUUUUUAUUUUUUUGUGUAGAGUGGCCUGGAUACGGCUGUUCUACUUUUCCAGCCCGGCCAUAUUGUUGGCAAUUUAACUUAUUUUCACUUUUUUAUUUUUAAGAAAUGAAAGAGAAAAAAAAAACUUAAAA